Molecule: messenger RNA, 2979 nt
Organism: Scylla paramamosain (green mud crab)
Lineage: Eukaryota; Metazoa; Arthropoda; Malacostraca; Decapoda; Portunidae
Gene: Exo70
Product: exocyst complex component 7-like
Exons: 16
Coding region: 268-2400 (710 amino acids)
Biological process (GO): exocytosis
Cellular component (GO): exocyst
Molecular function (GO): phosphatidylinositol-4,5-bisphosphate binding
Source: RefSeq, a predicted model, not a curated record
GGGAAGGAGGGAUUGGUGUUACAUUGUUUUAGUCAGCACUGGCCAGUCUUCCCACACAUUCUCCUAAUAGCGAUCAGUGUUUUCAUAUUCCCGGCAGCUUCUUCCUCCAUCAAGCGGCACCAGAGAGACACAGCUACUUAAGCAAGCAUCCUUGACUAGCACCGUUACAGAGGCUGAGUCACUGAAGACAAGUGUCAACAAAAGUCAGUAAAGUAGUGCACCGCCCAUCGCCUUCCUGCUGGCCUACCCUAUCUGCUGGCAGCCGCGAUGAUGAUUGAGCAAAACCUGGAGAAGAAGUUGAACGUCACCAAACAACUAGAGAAGGAAGUCAAUCAAUUAGCAUCUGUGCGAGAUAUACUGGGACGCUCCAGUCAGGUGGCCACCAAUGUGGGAAACAUCUUGGACUCUUUUGAGCACCGUCUGGCUCGGCUUGAAACAACCAUCUUGCCUCUCUACCAACAGACUGGCAACCUCCAGCGUCGACAACUCAACACAGAGAAGACAUUGCAAGAAUUAGACCAUGUGAUUGGUUACUACAAUGUGGCGGGCCAAGUGGAGAGUCUGGUGAAGGAGAGACCCAGCAGUAUUGGGGUGCCUCAGUAUCUCCAGGCCAUGGACCGCCUAGCUGAAACCUGCAAAUACUUUGAACAGAAUAAACCCGAGAGUGUAGAAAUUGAAAAUGUGACCUCACUAUUUGAAAUUGGGACUGAUGCUCUGGGCAAAGAGUUCCGGGAUGAACUCAAGAAGUACCAGAAACCAGUGCCACCAGUGACCACCCUGGAGCUGCUGGAGGAGGAAGAAAUAAAUGAAGAAACUUUGAGUGGUGUUGAACUUGUUCCUCCUGGAGUGCGAGAAGACUUGAGGGCCAUUGCAGCCUGGCUGGACAAACACAAUAACACAGACAGGCUUACCGUCUAUGCAAAACUACGUUCAGAUGCUCUUAAACAGAGUCUAAGGGCCCUGCGAGACUACCAGCGCAGCAGCAGCAUGGAGCGAGGGCAGGGGACGGGGUCACUGAAUUCGCCUGGACCUCUUCGUGGGAGACUGACUAAAGUAGACAGUACCAGCAAGAGUCGAACACUAAAGAUUUCAAACAAGGCAAACAGAAUACUGCAAAAAGCCAUCACAGGCCACGUGUCUUCCCGCAGACAAGGUUCUCCUGGACAUCCUUCAUACCCCCUGCAUGGCACCCUCACCUCCCCGCAUGAAUUGUUUCCUGAAGUCUGGGUCCCAACAGAAGGCUUGGAGGACACAGAGGUUGAACUUUACCUCAACCAGGUCUCUGCACUGCACUGUCUAGCAUUUGCUGAGUACCUUCUUGCUCAGCAGCUUGUUCCCGAAGACAGAGUUACUCGCACAUUUGAAAUGAUCCUCAAGGACCCAAUGGACCAGCUGGUCACAGAGGGAGAGGGUUUAGCAACUCAAGCUCGAAGGAGUGUGAGCCGAGGAGACUACCAGGCAAUGCUGUCAGUGCUGGCCAUGCUUCGCCACGUCACCAACAUCCAGCCUGAGUAUGACCGUCUGCUGACCAACUGCCAGACAUCUAUUCGGGCCAAGUUUGCUGCAAUUAUCCACAUGCUGCAAGAAACUUGUGUCAAGGCACUGGAGGGCUUUGUGGACAGUGUGAAGAGCGACGGUGAGCGAGGGCUGCCCAAGGACGGAACAGUGCACCAGAUCACCAGCAAUGCUCUUAUAUUCACCGAGCAGCUGCUGGACUAUACACCAACACUUGCACCAAUCCUCCAGAGGGACAUGCUUCUCACAAAUGCACUUUCCAAUCUACCCAGGAAUGCAGAUGCCUCUCUCCAGGCUAAGGCUUUACUUGGGGCUUAUGUCAAGAGAGUGUUGGCAAACCUUUGUCUGGCCUUUGUUAGCAGAAGUGAAACCUACAGUGAUGCUACCUUGAGGGCAAUAUUCCGUCUCAAUAACUACAACUACAUUCUGAAGACGCUGCUUAAUUCUGAACUGCUCAAUUUAGUGGCUCUUGUUGAACCUCAGUGUGACAAAAUGUACAAUGAUCAGAUUAUGGAGCAGAAAAGAUUAUAUUCACAAAGCUGGAGUCGUGUUCUCCAUUACUUGAACCCUGAAGACAUGCCGCCUUCCGUCAUUCAGGCUGGAAAGCUGCGGGACAAAGACAGACAGCUUAUUAAGGAAGCAUUUGCUGGCUUCAACAAGGAGAUGGAGGAAAUGUCUCGAGUGCAGCGGAGUUAUUCCAUCCCUGACCGUGAGCUGCGGGAGAGCCUCAAGAGGGACAACAUGGAGUACAUUCUGCCUAAGUACCAGGCCUUCUAUGAUAGGUACGUCAAUGUUGCCUUCACAAAGAACACAGAGAAGUACAUCAAGUAUUCCCCUGCAGAUGUCUCCAAUAUGGUGGACAAGUUCUUCGAUGUGGCAGCGUAAUUGAAAUAUCUGAUAGACAUAACCUCAAUAUUUUCAGAAGCAGACAUGCUCAUUUUCAUUUUGAAUAUACUCAUUCUUGAAUAUGGAUGUGGUAUUACCAAAUAUGUAUGCAAUAUAGACAUUCCCUAGAAUUUCGGUGUCAAGAAAUAGUGUAUUAUUGUUUUCUCACUGCUUACAUAUGUAGGCAACCUUCAUUUUCCUACUUGAUGCUGAUAUAAUUGCAUACUUUACAAAUGCUUCCACACAUCACAGAGAAGGAAGGAGUGCUGUGAUGAAAUUAAUGCCUUCUUUGUUCAUCUGAUAUCUCUUUUGAGUUUUACUGAAAUGCUCAAAAUUCAGUUACAUGUAAAUAAAGUACUAGACGCAGUAUCAAUAGAUGAAAGAUACACUCCUGUGUCUCCUAGUAUUCAAAUAGCAUGGCAAUGGAACCUGUGGGUGAAGAACCUGUCGUGUUUUAUUGAGGACAGUGAUUAUAGCUAGAAAUUCCAGAGUGGAUGUUAGAGCUUGUGAGGAUACCCAAGUGCUGUGCCUUAUAGCAGGUUGACUUAAUUAUCAAAUUAUUAAAAGUAUGUAAAUAAA